UAUCCCAUGGAGAUCUUAUCGGCUAGAGUAUUUCCCCAAAUGGUUGAAGAUGCAGCCCAUUUCGAUCACCAUCAUCAUCAGCAACAACUUGACUCCUCCUUCUCGCUGGAUGAUGAGUUUGAUUCGUUCCAUCCGCAUUUUCCUUCAGAGCCCUGCUCAUACUCAUCGCGGGCCUAUCCAGUCCCUCUUGUUAGACCUGAGACGGUCCCCAGUUUCGCCACCCGAUCCGUCGGAACUACUCGAGCGCUCACCAAGAGGCCCCGGAAACAGCUCAAGAUCAAGAGCUGGAACUCUCCAGGCGCACCGGAGCAGGAAAUGAUGGCUCGCAACGUGGUGAUGUCACCAUCUCCAUCUGCGCCUCCAUCUCCGUCUCCUGACUCCCACUUGAUGGCAUUCGGCAACCCCGAUUCUUCUCCUGCCAUAUCUGAUCCAAUCUAUGGUACUUAUGAAAUCCAAGAUUGUGAGGGACCAAAGGUGAAAAACGCUGGCUCGACAAGCCGGAAGCUCGAACACGCACAAGAGCACGUGCUAGCUGAGAGGAAGCGCCGGGAGAAGAUCAGCGAGCGUUUGAUCGCGCUCUCUGCCAUCAUUCCCAACCUUAAGAAGAUGGACAAGGCUUCCAUCCUUGAGGAUGCUAUCAAGUACUUGAAAGAGCUUCAACAACACGUCCAGGUGCUCGAGGAGGAGGCAGCGGCAAAGACUGUGGAGUCGGUCGUCUUGGUGAAGAAGUCUCGACUCACCACGGCCGGCGACACAUAUUCUUCAACCGACGGGCACUCUUGUGGCCAAGUUGACCGGCAACUCUCGCUUCCGGAGAUCGAGGCCCGAGUCUCGGGAACCUGUGUCCUCGUUAAAAUCCACUGCGAGAAGCGCACUGGCUCUAUAACGAAGAUGAUCGGCAAAAUAGAGAAACUGAACCUAACUGUCGUGAAUAGUUGCGUCAUGCCCUUUGGGAGUUCCAUACAAGAUGUUACCAUCUUAGCUCUGAUGGACAUGGGAUUCAGCUUGAAAACGGGGGAUCUCGUGAGGAAUCUACGCCAAGUUCUUCUGGAUCUCAUCUGAUCUCCUGCAAAAAAUUAUCAUCUCGUCGGAAGUU
Rhodamnia argentea is the source of this 1096-nucleotide messenger RNA. Its product is annotated as transcription factor bHLH18-like. Gene Ontology annotation, molecular function: protein dimerization activity. NCBI's taxonomy places the organism in Eukaryota, Viridiplantae, Streptophyta, Magnoliopsida, Myrtales, Myrtaceae. The transcript has 5 exons. The record is from RefSeq and is a predicted model, not a curated record. Bases 7 to 1062 code for a protein of 351 amino acids.